UCAUUCUUAGUAGGAGCAAUGGCAGCUUACAUUCUGUGUGGAUGGCUAGCUUAACGUUAACUGUGGACCGUUAAUGAUCGCAUUUUAAACAUUUCAUCCUAUUAUUGACGGGGCUCCGAGACGAUUUGUCGGUGUAUUGGAACGUGCAAUUUUAAAAUGUUUAAAACCAAAUGUUAGUGACUGAAAAACUGCCACAAAACCGCAACCCCUUAGCACGGCUUUGCUAGCAUCCUCGAGACGCCUCGCUUAAUUGUCGCAUUUGUUUUACUCGUGAACCCACAAACGACCGGAAUCAACCGUUAUCUUCUCACGGCCAAUUGCCCUCCAUGCCCGAGCAAGGCCCGAGAAUGAACAGCUUUUCUCUCGGCGAGUUGUGCUGGCUCUUCUGCUGCCCGCCCUGUCCGAGUCGCAUAGCGGCCAAACUAGCGUUUCUGCCGCCAGAGCCCACGUACUCCAUCCACACGGACACGAGCGGUGCGUCCAGCCUGCACCUGACCGAGCGCGCCGACUGGCAGUACUCGCAGCGAGAGCUCGACGCCGUCGAGGUUCUCGUGACCAGAACCAGUCGCGGGAACCGGGUGGGCUGCAUGUUUGUCCGAUGUGCGCCCAAUAGCCGCUACACGCUGCUGUUCUCCCACGGCAACGCCGUGGACCUGGGCCAGAUGUGCAGCUUCUACAUCGGCCUGGGAUCCAGGAUCAACUGCAACGUGUUCUCCUACGAUUACUCGGGUUAUGGGGUCAGUACCGGGAAACCGUCUGAGAAGAACCUAUACGCUGAUAUUGAAGCGGCCUGGCAGGUGCUUAGGAACAAGUAUGGAGUGACUCCGGAGAACAUUAUCCUGUACGGUCAGAGUAUAGGCACUGUGCCUACGGUGGAUCUGGCCUCCCGGUAUGAGUGUGCCGCAGUCAUCCUGCAUUCCCCCCUUAUGUCUGGCUUGCGCGUUGCCUUCCCUGACACCCGCAAAACCUACUGCUUUGAUGCUUUCCCAAGCAUCGACAAGGUCUCAAAGGUGGCGUCUCCGGUGCUGGUCAUCCACGGCACAGAAGACGAAGUGAUCGAUUUCUCCCACGGCUUGGCCAUCUACGAACGAUGCCCACGUGCCGUCGAGCCCCUGUGGGUGGAGGGAGCUGGGCACAACGACAUCGAGCUUUACGCCCAAUACCUCGAGAGACUGAAGCAGUUCAUUACCUUCGAGCUGGCUACCUCCUGAAACCGCGGCGCAGACGUCGUGCGGGGUUCACCUUUUCCCGGGCCUGAGGACGCCAUCAGUACUUGCACUUGCUGAAGAAAAACUGGACUCCUUCGUCUCUCUCCUGAAAUUUAGGAGCGAGGCUUUUUAUGCCCUACAGGGGAAAUGCAUUUUAAUCAUUUCGAUCCAUUUUCUAUUCUUUUAUACUUGAUGAAGCGUUGACAUUUUGCACCACGUUCAGUACAUGCGAAAUAUUUCGAUGAUUUGAAAUGUCGUUUUCGUUGUUUUCGUUGAUGCAUUUUUUUAUACUCCUCAAGGGUUAAUUAAACUGAUGCACUUUUAUUGUGCAGAUAUUUUCAGGUUAUUAUUUUUUAAUGUAUUUUUGGGGGGAUUAUGUCAUAGCAUUCCUACGUUUAGGGAUGCAGCGAUUAUAGAUUUUGAUGGUACGGUUAUAGUCUGAUAAAUAAUCACGGUUGUACGGUUAUUACGGUUAUUAAAGAUUCAUUUAUUUUACAACAUUAAUGUACAGAAUCACAUGAAUAAAUUUUUGAACAAUUGCUAAAUUUUUCUGUAUUUUCAGUUUGUGUAUUUUCUCUACAAUUCUUGGACAAAUGAUAAUUAUAAUAACUUGGCUGGCUUUGACUUAAACCGUAUAGGUGCCUUUGAAACCUGUAGGCUAUUCAUUUUAAUGAUCUUUUGAAUAAAUGUAACUUUACAUUUGGACUGAAUAAAGUUAUAUUAUUUUGGUUUGUUUGAAGUAUUGAAGUAAAUUAUAUGAAGUAAAAAUGAUAAGAGCCUCUCAAAAUGAAUAAUUACACAGGGUCAUCCUGAACCAGGUACUGCAAGUCAUUUUGACAGGUGAAGCUUAAUAUUACACAAAAGUCAAAUAUAAAUAUUAGGGGUGGCAAGAUUAACGUGUUAACUAAUGCUAUUCAUUAAUUAAUCAUUAACGCGUUAAAAUAAUUCAACGUAAUGAAAUGCAGUCAGACCACCAGGAGCCCCGCCCGGGUUUGAUCCGCGAGCAGGAGGUUUUUAAUGCUGUACAGAGUAGACCGAUUGGAGUGUGGCUCUUUCACAUACAGAUGCAGGUGCGCGCGCACACAUCCACGCACACGCACACACAAACCAGAUGCACCGUCACGCGCACAUAUUCUUUUGAACGCGGAGCUUUGUCAUACAAUGCACAAUCCAGAUGCACGAACAACCAAGAGACGCGUCACGCGCACAUAUUCUUUUGAAUGCGGAGCUUUGUCAUACAAUGCAUCAUGACGCAUGCGCCUCUUGGUGGUUCGUGGAUCUGGUUUGUGCGUGUGUGAAACAAAAACACGCGGUGUAGCGAAGGCUUUACGGUUACUUAACCGUGACAUUUUAAAGCGCGGUUAAUAGUGAAACCGGUUAAUCGCUGCAUCCCUACCUACGUUGAAGGUAGAUUUAGUAAAAGACGAACAAGUGACUGAAUUUUUACACGGCCAGUUGUUGUUGUGCGUUCGUUGGACAAAGUCGGCGACCAGGGGGCGCAUUUAGGUCAAAAUAACUGUAGCUUGGCUAAUUAAAACUGGAAGACCUGUGGAAGUGACUUGACCCGUAAAUAAUGAAGGUACACUACGUACUGUCCGUGACUACAAUAACGACGUGUUGGGGAAUGGGGGUGGGAUGGGUCUUGUGGGUUUUUUCUUUAUUUUUUAAGCGCUGAAACAUGGUGCUUUGUGGUAAUACAGCAAUCAGGGCAUUGUUUUAGCAUAAACACUACAUUAUAAAUGUUAAAUUAAAAAGUGGGUUGUAAAAAAAUGUGAAGUUUCAAGCUUUAUAUGUUGCUUUUAGCAUUACAAAAAGCCUUACAUUUCAUGUGACAUUCCCUUCAAUGAUUUCUCGGAUUUGAACGAUUUUCUCUGGGCUCCUGCUCGCUGCUACUCCUAAUGGGAAAAUCACUGUGAAAACCUGAACCUUAGCUUGAUAUAAAUAUGACCACACCUUGCUGUUUUGAAGUUUAUUCCUCAUUUCAGACAUUAGACACCACCUGAAACCCAGGAAAAUGAAUUGUUUUUCCUCAUGGUAAAUGAAGGAUUGUGUGUACGCGCGUGUAGACAUUUCACCAUAGCACCACACGACAGAAUGUUUGGAAAUGUUUCCCACGCCUGUGCGUUCAAAUGAAGGAAAUCGAUUGCUAACAAAUGCAGUCAUCGGACUGUACGUUUUGUUCGUUAUCUUGACUUGUUUUGCUGUAAGGUUAUGCAAUGGCAGUGUAUGUUGUAAUGGAAUGUUGUUGUUUUCUCGUCCAGAGUUUUUGGAGAUAAAACCCCUUCAUUCUCGACCUCAAUGGACUUUGAGACACUUUUUAAGGAAUGGCAAAACCUGACCCCAUCUGAGCCUGUCAUUGCUUUUGAUACUGAGGUUUUUACAAUGUUUUAUUAAUAUAAUAUUUACACCUUUUAAUGCUGGUUUGUAAGAUAAUCGUACUGUACACCCCCACACUCUCUCUCUUUUUCUCUCUCUCUUUCUCUCUCUCUAUAUAUAUAGAUAUGUAAAAUAUGAAGUGAAUGGUAUUUAGCUUUGAUUUAUUUUAUUUUUUUGACACUGGAAUCACAGUAUGCAAAUAUAAUGCAGAGGAAAACCGAAAUCUAGUUGGUACAGACACUUUGCGUGUUGUUGUUUCUUUCGACUGUAUCUUCAAAGCCUUAAAUGUGUCACGAGACCGAUUAUUGUUCUUUAUGUUGGUCGUUGCUUCGACGCAACAAAGUGGAUAUUGUACUGCUUAUAAAGGAAUAAAGGAUGCAUGGAA
Messenger RNA from Paramisgurnus dabryanus, 3969 nucleotides. The record is from RefSeq and is a predicted model, not a curated record. NCBI's taxonomy places the organism in Eukaryota, Metazoa, Chordata, Actinopteri, Cypriniformes, Cobitidae.